Molecule: messenger RNA, 1388 nt
Organism: Pseudo-nitzschia multistriata
Lineage: Eukaryota; Bacillariophyta; Bacillariophyceae; Bacillariales; Bacillariaceae
Source: the annotation of a GenBank genome assembly
CAGGAGAGGAGAUGAUGGGAUCGUCUUUCUUUCUGGUACCGUACACCGACUACGGUAGAAGGGUACACAGUGGUGGAUGCUGCAUGUGAGCAACGCUGACACUCGCCACAAACAAGGGAAGGAAUCGGAUACCGCAACUUGUGUUUGCAACUUUCUUGCAAGGAAUGCCGCCACCGAAAUCGAAACCGAGGYGUCGGAGACCUGUCGCCUCGCUUUUGCCGCGAACCUACCGUGUCCUGGCGGUUGCGUUCUGUGUGGUCCGGUCCGGAAUCCUGCCCGCGAAGUUCGGUCAUGCGUUUGUCCCGCUGCCCACCCGCGUCGGGGGUUGGUCGAAGCCAGAGGCCCUUAAGACACCGAUCUCCCCCACRGAACUUGGAAUGGCGGCGGACGGCGAUCGAUCUUCGGUUCCAACGAAUCGGUUCUGGAACCAACUGGAAUCGAUGGUCUUUGGUUUCCUGGACGAGGAAAGCGGAAACGAYGACCAAAACGGCGGGGAAAACACCGAYGAUCCCCGGUUGGUCCUGGCGGAAUGGAACAGCCUGUUGGAAUGGGUCGGCGACGAAAACGAACGAAUCGCAAGGGUGGAAAGCCUGACGAAUUUUCUGGAGGUCUGGGCGAGGCUGACGCUCUCGGACGACAAGGGGCUAACGACCCCCGUCUCGUGCUCCAAGUUCAAGGCCACCGGGCAGCAAACCAAAAAAGGUGCCACCGCGACGAGAAGGGGCACCGUUUCCUCGUCGCCACCGAUCCCUGUCGCCGACCCCCCGGAGCAUGCAGAGCAUCUAGAACAGCAACAACGCACCAUGAAGCUGGUGUUUCGGCCGCCGAAGCGGUACCUCAGCUACAAGGAGCAAAAGUCCAUGGAAAAGGGCGUUCUGCCAGACCGAAAGGGCGCCAAGGUCGAUGCCUGGAGCCCGGGUGGGGUCGAAAUCACGGUCACCACUACCACCACGAAAACCACGACACCGAUGGAUAGAUCCUCUCGCAAACAAGCCCCUACACUACACGACAAUCCUAUCGGUCGCCACGGAGCGGAAGCGGAAACCGAACAACAAACCGAACAACGCCACAAACUCGGCGUUGUGGUUCGCCGCUGCGACAUCGAUGGAGAUACGGUCAUCAAAAAAACAACGGAGCGGGCCAUUGUCCGGCGACUGGAAGACGCUCUCCGGAUCUGGAAAAAGAACAAUGCUUUGAAGCAGCAAGAGAGGCAGCACCGGUGAUCCUUCGGGUCUCGCCACGCUCUUUCCUUUUGGAAUUUCCGCUCUAUCCUUGGGGGGAAGCAGAAAGCCGGGAAACAACGCACGAGAUUGCGUUGAAAAACGACUGAAAACCAGGGAGGACGGCAAUGGGAGCAGACGAUGGGUGAAAAAACGACUGAAAACCAG